AAAUACUUUGCCUAUUGGUAAACUGUUUGCACUUUAGCAUUAAAUGCUUUGCCCAUCUUAGUAAACUGCACUUUAAUGUUAAAUUCUUUGCCUUUUGGCAAAUUGUUUAUACUUUAUAGUAUUAAAUGCUUUGCCUACCUUAGAAAACUGUUUACACUUUAAUAUUAAAUGCUUUGCCUAUUGGCAAACUGUUUGCACUUUAACAUUAAAUACUUUGCCUAUUGGAAAACUGUUUGCACUUUAGUAUUAAAUGCUUUGCCUAUCUUAGCAAACUGUUUGCACUUUAAUGUUAAAUCUUUGCCCAUCUUAGCAAACUAUUCACAAAUACUUUGCCUAUUGGCAAACUUUGUGUAACAUAAUUUUAAAGUUAAACUGUUUGACGAUAUUGGCAAAAGAAUUUGACUGUAAGGUCAAAUAGUUUGAUGAUAACAGCAAAUCAUUUAAACUUCGCAGUUAAUCUUGACCGUCAAACAGUUUAACUCUCAACGUUAAACUUCUGUCCAGCCUAGCAUUCCAUAGACAGAUACUGUAUAUGUAUUAACGACUGAAUUUCUACUGUAACUAUGAUGUAACUCUGUAGAUCUAUUACGCAAUAUAGUCAUUAAAAGCAAGUAAUUCCGUUGCACAAUCUGUUCGAUCUGUAUCGAAUUUUUCUUUUAUGGAUAUUUAUGAUAUUUAUAUUCCU
Molecule: messenger RNA, 685 nt
Organism: Rhizophagus irregularis DAOM 181602=DAOM 197198
Lineage: Eukaryota; Fungi; Glomeromycota; Glomeromycetes; Glomerales; Glomeraceae
Source: RefSeq, a predicted model, not a curated record